UUUGUCAUAUUGAUGACGGGUGACGCAAGCGGGGCCAUACCGGCCCAGUGCAUUGCAGCCUCAAAGGGCGGCGCGUCGCCAGCGCCAAGUGGCACCGGGCCACUUGCACCUGCUGCGGACAGCUCGGCCAACGGCAGAGACACCACUGGCAAAACGCUGGCCGGGCCUGCGGACGCCACGGCGCCAGCAGCCGGCCCUGCAAGUGGGACCGACACAAGCGCCGGUGUUGGCGGCACAGCUGGCGGCCCGGCGUCUGGGGGCCGUGAUGUGUCGUCUGUUGCAGCAGCUGACUUGAGUAAGGCUGCCAUUGAGAGACCAGCAUCCGCCAAAGGCAGCUGA
Molecule: messenger RNA, 339 nt
Organism: Monoraphidium neglectum
Lineage: Eukaryota; Viridiplantae; Chlorophyta; Chlorophyceae; Sphaeropleales; Selenastraceae
Exons: 1
Source: RefSeq, a predicted model, not a curated record